CCGCGCUCGGGCCGCAGCCCGCGGCCACCCCCCGGCGGCACCGGCACCAUGAGGAACGGCGAUGACCUGGAGGGCUUCGACGGCGAGGCGUCCAGCGCCUCCAUGAUCUCGGCGGCCAGCAGCCCCUACCAGCCCACCACGGAGCCCGUCAGCCAGCGCCGCGGGCUGGGCGGCCUGCGCUGCGACCUGGACUACCUGCGGGGCACCUUGGGCAGGCUGAAGCUGGCCGAGGUGCUUUUGGCGCUGACUGCGUUCAUCUGCAUCGAGACCAUCAUGGAAUGCUCCCCUUGCGAGGGCCUUUAUUUCUUUGAGUUUGUGAGCUGCAGUGCCCUGGUGGUUACCGGAGCUCUCCUGCUCUUGUUCAGUCUGAACCUUCACACAAGAAUACCCCAGAUCAACUGGAAUCUUACUGAUCUGGUCAACACUGGACUCAGCACUUUCUUCUUUUUCAUUGCCUCUGUAGUACUGGCUGCUUUAAACCAUAAAACUGGAGCAGAAAUUGCUGCUGUGGUGUUUGGUUUCUUGGCCAUGGCAGUGUAUGCUGUGAACACGUUUGUAGCAGUUAAGAAGUGGCAGAUGAGCAGCAGGCAGCAGAGCAGCCGGCAGAGCAGCGACUACAUCCGUGCUCGGACAGAGUCCAGGGAGGUGGUGCACCGGCCCGAGAUCCAGCGCCUGGACGCGUGACAGCACCCUCAGAUGGGACUCAAAGGGAAAACAGCACUCAGCUCACUCAUGGAAUAAGGGUUUUGGCUUUAUUUAAGGAGGAAAAGGUGGAUCUGAAGGUGGGGAGGAUGCCCAGCCCCGCACACAUGCAGAGAUGCGUUGAGCCAGAAGCUGCUGUCAUGGAGGGAGGAAGUGUUGGCUGUUCAAAAGGAAGAUCCCC
Catharus ustulatus (Swainson's thrush) is the source of this 883-nucleotide messenger RNA. RefSeq names its product CKLF like MARVEL transmembrane domain containing 4 (gene CMTM4). NCBI's taxonomy places the organism in Eukaryota, Metazoa, Chordata, Aves, Passeriformes, Turdidae. The record is from RefSeq and is a predicted model, not a curated record. The transcript is spliced from 4 exons. Bases 49 to 684 code for a protein of 211 amino acids. Gene Ontology annotation, cellular component: membrane.